AUGUCCACUUUUAUAAGCAACGAAUUGAUUUUUGAGAUCUGUAAGACUAUCGUGUACGGACUUCAAAGACCAGUGACAACUCAGAAGACAAUCCAAAAUUUUUUUCAAAACAUUCAAUUGGCCAAUAAAAGAUCCCCUAUUCCCUGGAAGACCUUAAACGGUCAAAGAACAGCCCAAAUUAAGUACUUUAAAUUCUGGAUCGCUUACUGGACGCUCCAAAGAAAUGUCGACAUGCUGGAAAGCAAAGAGUUGACAUCUGUUUUCUGCAGGAAACAAGAUGGAAAUCAAAUGGUCUCUCUCAUUGGGAGUUACAAGUUGUUCUGGAAUGGCCAAAAAACAGCCCAAAAUGGAGUGGGAAUCUUCAUACUAGAAUCACUGGCACAAAAUGAGACCGAUGAAUCUGAAGACACCAAAAGUGACUUUUGGAACACACUCUCAGAUGCCGUCAGGAAAACACCAUCAUCAGAGAUACCAUUGAUAUGUGGCGACCUCAACGGCCAUAAGAAGGAAAACUCUGACUUCAAACUUCCGCUGCCUUGCGGCAUACCUGUUCAUGGGAAAGGCUUUGGGAGCAAAUCCAGACAGAAAACCACACUCCACCACCUGAGUUGCGGUCCAGUAAUAUCAGGUGCCGGUCCAAAUCCAAAAAAGUAUGCACAUACCGGCUCGGACGUCGCCCGGGUGAACAAGGUCCGCGCUGUAGCUUUGGGGACUAGAAGCUGCAGUGUAAAGUAUGCUACUGAGUCCCAGAAAGAUAGACUGAAGAUGGGGUUGAUAGUUGGAGUUUGGAAUGUCAGGUCAUUGUGGCAGACAGGGGCUUACGCGUUGAUGAAGAAAGAACUUGAACGAUUCAGAUAUGAUGUGGUUGGUCUGUGCGAGGUCCGAUGGACAGGAGGUGGAGAAAUGGAAGAAGGGAAGAUAUUAUGGUCUGGAACAGAGAGGGAGCACGUCUAUGGAGUUGGAAUGGUUAUUGGCGAAAAAGCAAGAAAAGCACUGCUGGAGUACAAUCCAGUGAAUGAAAGAAUGGCAUUCUACGAUCAACUGGAGCAAACAUUGAAUGUACUGCCAAAGAAAGAUGUUAAGAUAAUCACCGGAGAUUGGAACGCAAAGAUCGGAAGAGACAAUAUUGGUUUUGAAGAAGUCAUGGGAAAAUACGGUAUAGGAAACAGAAAUAAUAGAGGAGAAAGACUGCUGGAAUUUGCAAAGGACCAAAAAAUGUAUAUAACAAAUACAAAAACACAAAAUAGAAAAAAAUGGACAUUGGAAUCACCAGAUGGAAAAACAACGAACAUGAUAGAUUUGAUUUUGAUAGAACAGAAAUGGAUGAAAUUUGUUACUCAGUGCCGUGCUUUUCCAACUCUUUCAUUUGUUCUACUAUUGCAUCAAGUCUUCCUUGCAUUUGAAGAGCUAAGUGAAGAGCCACUACACCCCAUCAUCCCAGGCAACAACCGCAACAAGAGCAACAAUGCAAAAAGUAACACUGAACGCAACCCAAACAACAACAACAACAACAACACCAAAACCGUACAGCAUCGAAUUGACAACAACAAAUUUCAACAAAUUAAGGUAACCGCGAAACUCAUCUACAAAAAAACACAACUCACCCACCACAUAAACAACUGGAAAGAGGACAGAGCGAAAAUCCUCAAAACAACCAUCAACAAUCUUAAAGACAACAUCAACCCACCCAACAAGAAGGACACAUUCAACCAAACAAUAUCGAACAUCCUCGACAACACAUACGAAACCAUCAAAAACUCGAUCAUCAACCAUCUCAAUAACGAACUAUCCAACUACAACACCAUACACUACAAAAACAUAGACCUAAUAGACGACACAAAACCAAUCGAGGAUCACAUCAGGUUAUGCAACGUUAAAACUCUCUCUAAAAUAGUCAGUGACAACAAUGAUGAAAUCAACUUAAAAGUCGAAAAAAUUAAUGAAAUGAAUGGUUUGCUAAAAAAUGAACUUAAAUUGAUAAAAGAGAUGUUGAACAGUAACAGUGCAAAAUUAGAUAGCCUUGAUAGGCCUGAUAGCAAGUUAUCUGCCACAAGCAAUCUAUGUUGA
Helobdella robusta is the source of this 2067-nucleotide messenger RNA. RefSeq lists its product as hypothetical. Gene Ontology annotation, cellular component: nucleus. Gene Ontology annotation, biological process: chromatin remodeling. The transcript has 8 exons. NCBI's taxonomy places the organism in Eukaryota, Metazoa, Annelida, Clitellata, Rhynchobdellida, Glossiphoniidae. The record is from RefSeq and is a predicted model, not a curated record. The coding region runs from base 1 to 2067 and encodes 688 amino acids.